GUUAACGGAGAGUUCAAGGAGCUGAGCCUGGAUGAUUUCAAGGGGAAAUACCUGGUCCUCUUCUUCUACCCCCUGGACUUCACCUUUGUCUGCCCCACAGAAAUUGUGGCUUUCAGCAACAAAGCAAAUGAAUUCCGUGAUGUGAACUGUGAAGUGGUGGCAGUUUCUGUGGAUUCUCAUUUUUGUCAUCUGGCCUGGAUAAAUACACCACGAAAGAGCGGAGGUUUGGGCAAAAUGAACAUUCCAGUUCUGUCGGACCUCACCAAACAAAUCUCCCGUGAUUACGGUGUGCUGCUAGAAGGACCUGGCAUAGCACUGAGAGGUCUCUUCAUCAUCGAUCCAAAUGGGGUCAUCAAGCAUCUGAGUAUCAAUGAUCUCCCCGUCGGUCGUAGUGUGGAAGAGACCCUCCGCUUGGUGAAGGCAUUCCAGUACGUGGAGACGCAUGGAGAGGUUUGCCCGGCAAACUGGACUCCAGACUCCCCUACGAUCAAACCAAACCCAGAAGGCUCUAAAGAAUAUUUCGAAAAAGUGCAUACAUAAACGCUCAAAUAUGUGGACAACUCUUGGUUACCGUAAACUGAAGACAUUAGGAAAGCAGCUGUGAUUAUUAAAAAAAAA
Leptosomus discolor (cuckoo roller) is the source of this 618-nucleotide messenger RNA. The record is from RefSeq and is a predicted model, not a curated record. Lineage: Eukaryota; Metazoa; Chordata; Aves; Leptosomiformes; Leptosomidae.